Paramecium primaurelia is the source of this 1513-nucleotide messenger RNA. Lineage: Eukaryota; Ciliophora; Oligohymenophorea; Peniculida; Parameciidae. The record is from the annotation of a GenBank genome assembly.
CACGUCACAAAUUAUGAAAACAAUAAUCCUUGUCGUACUUCUACUUGGAGCAUGGGCAUAAGAAAAGACAAACAAAGUUGAAUGCCCUGUCAUUGGUAUUGAUUUAGGUACAACAUAUUCUUGUGUUGGAAUUUAUAAAAAUGGAAAUGUAGAAAUCAUUCCAAACGAAUAAGGAAACAGAAUUACACCUUCAGUUGUAGCAUUUACUGAUGAAGAACGUCUCAUAGGAGAGGCAGCUAAAAACUAGGCAGCCAUCAACCCUGCUAGAACACUUUAUGAUGUCAAAAGAUUGAUUGGAAGAAAGUAAGAAUUUUAUCUUAUUGUAUUAUAGAUAUACAGAUUCAACAGUUCAAUAUGAUAAAAAGUUUAUGCCAUAUGAAAUUGUUGAUAAAGACACUAAACCAUACAUUAAAGUCACUAACAUUAAAGGUCAUUAAUCUAAGAUCUUUGCCCCUGAAGAAAUUUCUGCUAUGGUUUUAACUAAAAUGAAGGAAAUCUCUGAAACAUAUUUAGGAAAGAAAGUUAUUAAUGCAGUUGUCACAGUUCCAGCCUAUUUCAAUGAUGCUUAAAGAUAAGCUACUAAAGAUGCAGGAACUAUUUCAGGAUUGAAUGUUGUUAGAAUUCUUAAUGAACCAACAGCAGCAGCCAUAGCUUAUGGUCUUGAUAAGAAAGAUGGAGAAAAGAAUAUCUUAGUCUUUGAUUUAGGAGGUGGUACUUUUGAUGUUUCAAUCUUAACUAUUGAUAAUGGUGUCUUUGAAGUUGUUGCUACAUCAGGAGAUACUCAUUUGGGAGGAGAAGAUUUUGAUUAAAGAAUUAUUGAUCAUUUCAUUAAGGUCAUUAAGAAGAAACAUAAUAAAGAUAUCAGUGCUGAUAAAAGAGCUAUUCAAAAAUUAAAGAGAGAAGUUGAAAAAUCUAAGAGAGCACUCUCUGCUACUCAUGAAACUAAAAUCGAAAUUGAAGAUUUAGUUGAUGGUUUAGAUUUUAAUGAAGUACUCACUAGAGCUAAAUUUGAAGAAUUGAACAAUGAUCUCUUUAAAAAGACAACUGGUCCUAUGUAAACUGCUUUGGAAGACUCUAAAUUCAAAAAGACUGAAAUUCAUGAAAUCGUUUUGGUUGGAGGAUCAAGCAGAAUUCCAAAAAUUAGAUAAAUUGUUAAAGAUUUCUUUAAUGGAAAGGAAGCUAACACUGGUAUCAAUCCAGAUGAAGCUGUUUGUUAUGGUGCUGCCAUCUAAGGUGGUAUUAUUUGUGGUGAAGAAUCUAAUGAAACCAAAGGUUUANGGAAAAGACAAACAAAGUUGAAUGCCCUGUCAUUGGUAUUGAUUUAGGUACAACAUAUUCUUGUGUUGGAAUUUAUAAAAAUGGAAAUGUAGAAAUCAUUCCAAACGAAUAAGGAAACAGAAUUACACCUUCAGUUGUAGCAUUUACUGAUGAAGAACGUCUCAUAGGAGAGGCAGCUAAAAACUAGGCAGCCAUCAACCCUGCUAGAACACUUUAUGAUGUCAAAAGAUUGAUU